Molecule: messenger RNA, 2247 nt
Organism: Trichoderma asperellum CBS 433.97
Lineage: Eukaryota; Fungi; Ascomycota; Sordariomycetes; Hypocreales; Hypocreaceae
Biological process (GO): signal transduction; regulation of GTPase activity
Cellular component (GO): cytoplasm
Source: RefSeq, a predicted model, not a curated record
AUGCCGCAGUCAUCGCCUCUGCAGCAUCGCCGAGACUUUUCAGGAUCCAUUACACUAGACGACCCUACGCAGCUCCGGCGAGCUUCCGGCGAUGCUGCCGCGCACGAAGGCACUUCAACUGAUGCGAGACCUGGCGAUGGCACGGCUGCGCCAGACGAGGCUCCCGCUCUGCCUGCAACUGAUCCAUCCGUGCUGAAGCUGGUCGACGAGGUGUUGGCGUCCGAGCAAGGUAUUCCUUCACUGCUGCAGCGCUUGAAACAGAGCAUAGCCUCUGCAAAGGAGUUUGGCACUUUUCUCAAAAAACGAGCCGGCCUUGAAGAAGACAAUGCUCAGACCCUCAAGAAGCUGGCGCGCGCCACCCAAGAUAACAUUCGACGACCCGAACACCGCGGAGGCUCGUUUGCCCAAGUGUACGAGGAAAUGGUCCAUAUCCACGAGCGCAUGGCCGAUAACGGCAUUCACUUUGCUGCCACGCUCCUGCAGAUGAACGAGGAGCUGCUCGAGGCGGCUAGCACUGCUGAGCGUAACCGCAAAUCCUGGAAAGCCACCGGCCUAGCCGCCGAGCAAAAGGUCGUCGAUCUCGAGGUCGCAAUGCGCAAGAGCAAGGCGAAAUACGAUUCUCUAGCUGAAGAAUAUGAUCGCGCCAGGACAGGCGAGAGCAGACCUGGUGGCGGCAAAGUCUUGGGCGCAUUCAAGGCACACAAGUCCGCGGCCCAGCAAGAAGAAGAGCUCCUGAAAAAGGUCCAGGCUGCAGAUCAGAUGUAUCACAGCGCUGUCAACAGUCUGCAGACGGAGAAGGCCCAGCUGCAGAAUACAACUCGACCUGAGCUUGUCAAGUCGCUGCAGGAGUCUAUCCGCGAGAUAGACUCUGCUGUUGGGAUGCAGAUGCAAAAGUUUGCCUUGAAUAAUGAGAACCUACUGCUUGGCAAUGGUCUUGUCAUCAGUCCGUUUAGAAACAGCACUUCCAUUGGCCCCAACCAGCCCCGAAGCAUGAGAUUCGCCGUCGCGUCCAUCAACAUCAACAAGGACUUGGAUGAGUUCGUGGCCGGAUUCCACUCCAAGGUUCAACCAAAUACCGGCGAGAUCAAAUACGAGCGCAAUCCGGUUCUCGGUCCUCAGCCCGGCUCCAUGGGCCACUCAUCCUUACCACCUGCAUCUCAUGCUUCGAAGCCUUCUGUCAGCCAGGCUCCUCCCCCAGGCGGAUACCAGCAAAGCCCGCAGUCUUUCUCGGUGGCCUCAAGGACAGGCCCCAGCAACUUCAACGGCCCUUCAGCAGGCGCUCCGGGCUCACAGGGACCGGCAGCUACUUCUACUCCCAUCAGCACAGAGCCUCCGCAAUCAUUCCAUCAAUCGAACCACAGCCGUGCCUUUAGCCAAGGCAACAUGUUGAAUUCUCCUGUCAGCCCCCAGCCCCAGUACGGUUCAGUGGGCCCAGCAUCAGGAGGAGGCCCUCGCUUCCCCAAUGGUGGUCCUGCGCUCGCCGGUCCGCCGCAGCUUGGAGCGCUUGCCUUCCAAGAGAGCGAGGGUCCAUCUGAGAAAACCUCUUCACCUCCUCAGCUGGGACUUCCCUAUCAGCCUCCUGGGCCAAGUGCUCCCCCAGCAUACAGCGGUCCGCCUGCCCUCAACACCUCUGCGGGCUCAAAGCCUGUGUUUGGCGUUCAUCUGGGCCGCUUGUAUGAGCGAGACGGCCUUGCUGUGCCCAUGGUUGUGUAUCAGUGCAUCCAAGCUGUCGACUUGUUUGGAUUGGGCGUAGAAGGAAUCUACCGCCAGUCCGGUUCCAUGAACCACAUUAACCGACUAAAAGCCAUGUUUGAUUCAGAAUCUCAAGCACAAGCACUUGACUUUAGAAACCCGGAGAACUUUUUCCACGAUGUCAACAGUGUUACGGGCCUGUUGAAGCAAUUCUUCCGGGAUCUGCCUGAUCCGCUGUUCACUACAGAGCACCACAGCAGCUUUAUCAACGCAGCGAAACACGAAGAUGAAAUCGUCCGCCGAGACAACCUUCACGCCAUCAUCAACAGCCUGCCCGACCCCAACUACGCCACCCUCCGCGCCCUCAUGCUCCACCUGCACCGCGUCAUCGACAACUCUCACAUUAACCGCAUGAACUCUCACAACCUGGCCGUCAUUCUCGGCCCCACCCUCAUGGGCACCGAUCCCAGCACCGCCAUUACAGAUGCCGGCUGGCAGAUCAAGGUCAUUGACACAAUCCUGGUAAACACGUACCAGAUUUUCGAUGAGGAUUGA